UUGCAUUGCUUUAAGCGCUAAACAACCUCGCAUUGUUUCCCUUUCCACCAAACAGGUCGCACGCCUACUUAAUUUCCCACUGCCCUAUAUAAUAUACUACAUGACUCCAUUGCUGCGGCCUUUUGGCACCUCCCAAACAAUAUAUAUAAACGCAUCAUCUCCUGUGCCACUAUUCUGGUUCUAGGGCCUUCGGUCGCAACAUCUCUAGCCGAGACAUUGACUUGAGCAAAUCUUAUCGACCUCUCCCACUCCCCACGCCGCCUUUUACGCUUGAAUCAGCAUACCCGUUUGGGCAGCAGCAGCAGCAGCGCGGAUCGAGAUCGAUCGAACCAUCGAGGUGGAGUGGCCAGAGUAGUAGCUAGCUAGCAAGGCGGCGGCCGGCAUGAAGGUGCAGUGCGACGUGUGCGCGGCCGAGGCGGCCUCCGUCUUCUGCUGCGCCGACGAGGCCGCGCUGUGCGACGCGUGCGACCGCCGCGUCCACCGCGCCAACAAGCUCGCCGGGAAGCACCGCCGCUUCUCCCUCCUCCACCCCUCGCCGUCGACGACGUCCUCGUCGGCGCAGACGACGAAGCCGCCGCUCUGCGACAUCUGCCAGGAGCGAAGGGGGUUCUUGUUCUGCAAGGAGGACCGGGCGAUCCUGUGCCGGGAGUGCGACGUGCCGGUGCACACCGCGAGCGAGAUGACGCGGCGGCACAGCCGGUUCCUGCUCACCGGCGUGCGCCUCUCGUCGGCGCCGGUGGACUCCCCCGCCGCGUCAGAGGAGGAGGAGAACAGCGGCAGCCCCUGCAACGCCGACUCCUGCAGCGGCGGCGGCGCCACCGCCACGGCGAGCGCGAGCGACGGGAGCAGCAUCUCCGAGUACCUCACCAAGACGCUGCCCGGGUGGCACGUCGAGGACUUCCUCGUCGACGACGCGUCCGCCGGCGCCCUGGGCGCCUGCUCCAACGACGUCCUCUAUGACUAUCAGCAGGAAGAGCAAGGGCAGAUCGGCAGUCUGCUGCAAGAAGCUUACACGCCGUGGACGGGGCAGGAGCAGCUGCUCGCCGACGUCGUUGUCACCACCGACGAGCGGGCCAGCCGGGAGCGGUGGGUGCCGCAGAUGCACGCGGAGUUCGCCGGCGGCAGCAAGCGGCCCCGACCGUCGCCUCCCUGCCCGUACUGGUGAAAAGCUCGCCGUCUUUUCAGUAAUAUGGUGAUGAUGAUCUGUACUAGACUACUACUACCGUACUACUAGAAGGUAGCUAGGAACGAUGGAAAUGAAAAAAGAAAGCGAUAAACGAAACGGACCGGUGCUUCUCUAUUGCAUCAAUUGUGUCAAUUUCGAUCGAGCUCUUGCAAA
Panicum virgatum (switchgrass) is the source of this 1339-nucleotide messenger RNA. Its product is annotated as B-box zinc finger protein 20-like. The transcript has 3 exons. Gene Ontology annotation, cellular component: nucleus. Lineage: Eukaryota; Viridiplantae; Streptophyta; Magnoliopsida; Poales; Poaceae. Gene Ontology annotation, molecular function: zinc ion binding. Gene Ontology annotation, biological process: photomorphogenesis; regulation of DNA-templated transcription. The record is from RefSeq and is a predicted model, not a curated record. The coding region runs from base 383 to 1165 and encodes 260 amino acids.